Messenger RNA from Neocloeon triangulifer, 1475 nucleotides. RefSeq names its product nucleoporin SEH1 (gene Nup44A). Gene Ontology annotation, cellular component: Seh1-associated complex; nuclear pore outer ring. Gene Ontology annotation, molecular function: protein binding; structural molecule activity. Lineage: Eukaryota; Metazoa; Arthropoda; Insecta; Ephemeroptera; Baetidae. The record is from RefSeq and is a predicted model, not a curated record. Gene Ontology annotation, biological process: positive regulation of TORC1 signaling; cellular response to amino acid starvation. The transcript is spliced from 5 exons. Bases 115 to 1311 code for a protein of 398 amino acids.
ACGAAAAAAAGGGAGAGCCGAGAGCAACAACAAUAACAAAGCUGAGCCAAAAUAAGAGCUGUCGGAUUGUUUUGAUUCUUGAUUCCAAAAGAUCUGCAAUUUGAAAAAACAAAGAUGUUUGAGGCUCUGUCCAUUGACACUCAGCAUAAAGACUUGAUCCAUGAUGUGGCCUUUGACUAUUAUGGCCAAAGAAUGGCAACAUGCUCAAGUGAUCAGCUUGUGAAGGUUUGGGAUCUUGAUGAGCAUGGUGCUUGGUACUGCAGUGCAGCCUGGAAAGCCCACAGCGGCUCUGUUUGGAAAGUGACGUGGGCGCACCCUGAGUUUGGCCAGGUUCUCGCCACCUGCUCCUUUGACAGAACGGCGGCCGUUUGGGAAGAAAUUCCAGCAAGUGACGUCCCUGGGGAAGCAGCUCGCUCGCACUGGAUCCGGCGGACCAACAUGGUGGACUCGAGGACUUCAGUGACGGAUGUUAAAUUUGCUCCACGCCAGUUAGGACUGCAGCUAGCCACCAGUAGCUCGGAUGGAGUGGUCAGGAUCUACGAAGCUCCCGAUGUCAUGAAUCUCAGCACUUGGACUGUGCAGUACGAGAUUCAAGGAAAAAUGCCCAUCAGCUGUCUGACUUGGAACUGCUCAUUUUCAAGUAAACACUUGCCAUUGCUGGCUGUGGGCAGUGACGAGGUUGCUGCUCCCCAAACCUCAAUAGCUGGCAGCCAAGCCUCGAACGUAGUUAUUGGUGCGGCAAAAGUUGUCGUCUACGAGUACAGUGAAAACUCAAGGCGCUGGGCCAAAGCAGAGGCACUCAACAUGGUCACAGAGCCUGUUCAUGACAUAAUGUUUGCCCCUAAUUUUGGUAGAUCUUACCACCUGCUGGCCAUUGCUUCUAGGGACGUUAAAUUAGUUGUCCUUAGACCAUUAGAAGACAGCACAGAAACUGCAACUGGGCUGACAAAAUUUUCCGUUGAGCUGGCAGCUCGUUUUGAAGAUCACUAUAGUGUUGUCUGGAGAGUUUCAUGGAACAUCACAGGCACCAUUCUUGCUUCGUCUGGGGAUGAUAAUUGUGUUCGACUUUGGAAAGCAAAUUAUGCUGGAGUCUGGAGAUGUGUCGAAGUUCUGAGAGAUGACACUGGUUCUGCCCACACGUCUUCCGACUUAGAGUUGCCUCCUAUCAGCUCUGGAUCGUCUGGAACACACAACUAUAUUUCCCUUGCAGCACCCGCUGCUGUCAAUGGCAACCAAACGCCGGCCGGGGGCUCAACAAGGUACUACAAGCUGGGAACCAUCAAGAACCAGAACCAAGUGCCAUGGCAUUAAAGUAAGGCUAUAAAUCCUAAUGACCACCAAUGACUUUAAAAAUUUGGUAAAGAAGUGCAAAAUUGUUGUAAUUAUACACAAUAAAGUAAAAUGUGUAAUUAUAAAGAAACCUAAAUUAAAAAUUUUAAUACAGGCACUUUUCAUCCUGUUUAGUUUGUGCUGGA